UGCUCAAUGUGUCCACUCUCUUAAGUUUUGUGACUCUCUUCGACUCCCCUCUCGCCAUCUGUGCGUCUGUUUGACGCCGCGCAGCCGCGUCAUCCGCCGCAAUGUCUUCGACGUCUAGCACAACAACCGUCAACCUAGAGCGUGCCAAGGAAAGUAAUACGGCCAUGAUCCUAGCCGUGACGGGGACUUUUCACGCGCUCGCUCUCGUCUUCGUCGUCCUCCGAACGUAUACCCGCGCCGCUAUCGUAAAGACGAUAGGCAUCGAUGAUUACACGAUGAUCAUGUCUGCCCUCUGUGCGCUUGGUGGUGGUAUGGUGAUCUUCAUUAUCCAGGCGUUUUAUGGACUCGGUAGACACAAAGACAUAAUCAGCAAGCCAGAUCAAGUGUUCUUUUCCAAAGUUGGCUUCUUUCAGUCUAUCAUAUCCGCCAUCGCCGCCCUGGCGUUUCUGAAGAUUUCAAUCGCCCUAUCGCUGCUACGUCUAAGCAAGAACAAGUGGUACUCGAGGUCACUAUGGGCUUUGAUUGUGUUUGUAGUGCUCUAUACGAUCAUGGCAUGGCUAAGCUUCUUCUUGUACUGUAGCCCGAUGGAGGGAUAUUGGGACAAGAGCCUCAAGCCAAAGUGCUACAACAUCAAGUUGUUUGUCAACUUCGCACUAGUCAACACUGCGUUCAACAUCUUUACCGAUGUUUGUUUCGCAUCCCUGCCCAUCCCCAUCAUUUGGGUCUUACAGAUGAAGUUGCGCACACGGGUGUAUCUGAUCGUCGUACUUAGUCUGGGAUAUUUGGCUGUUAUUAUGGGCAUCAUCAAAGCCAUCUAUCAAAUUGCGCAACCGGGCAGCAAAGACGGGACCUUUUACCAAAGUAUCCAAUUCUGGGGUUUCCUCCAACUCAACCUCGGCAUCAUCGCCGCCUGCGCACCAGCAUUAAAACCCCUCGUCGGCCGUGCCCUCAAGAUCUCAUCGAGCCGUCAUUACAACAGCGAUAACCUCUACGAAAACCGAUACCCGACUGGACGAUCUGGUAGAACGGGGAACAUCACCACGGGCACCGCUCGAAGGCAAGGCUACAGGGAACAGGGAAGCCAAGGGGCACCAGACUAUGAACUCGGGGACGGGCCAUUUUCACCAAGCCCAGAGUUCUACCGUACGACGAUCAAAGGUGGGAAUAAUACUCCGGCAGCAGUCGCUGUGUAUCAGAAGAAGAACAGCUUUGGCGACAGAUCGGGGAGUGAAGAAUUGAUACUGGAAACUGGGCAUGGGUUUGGAGAGAGCAAGGGUAUCAUGAGGACGACCGAAGUGCAUAUCCAACGUUGAGAACCAGCAUUUAGGGCAGUACGGCCGGUCCUAAUUCGUUAAGAUGCCCAGAAAUGAUGGAAUGAGGAUAAAAGAUUGACUCCAUUCGAAGCGAUUGCGUUUGACCCCUUUCUUGACUAAAGUAAGGUAUGCUCAACUUUGGGUAUUUCUUUCUGCUGACAUACUCCAAUACUUCCACUUCGAAUAUGGGCCUACUCGUAGUCCAACAGGUGGUAUCAUUGACAUGAAGAGUGCGAUCAGUUUUGUAAGUAUUGUUACCCCUUGGUACACAAUAAUAUCAAGUUUAUGC
This is a messenger RNA of Colletotrichum acutatum, 1602 nucleotides long. RefSeq lists its product as uncharacterized. The coding region runs from base 102 to 1313 and encodes 403 amino acids. The record is from RefSeq and is a predicted model, not a curated record. The transcript is spliced from 7 exons. Lineage: Eukaryota; Fungi; Ascomycota; Sordariomycetes; Glomerellales; Glomerellaceae.